GGCCCUGCCCGCCUCAGAGGCCGAAUCCGGCCCUUUCUUUCUUUCCAGCGAGCUUUCCCUCACUCAGAGGGAGGCUGCCAUCAUGGCGGCCUGGCGAAGCGCGGCGCUGCUGAAGGCGGCGAGGCGAUGGGGGCUGAACCGCGAUGGCGUCGUCGGCGCCCUCCUCUUCCCCUCAGGAGACAAACGGUGGGUCAGCACCAGCUGGUCCCCGGUGGGCGCCGCUUUCAACCUCCAGCCCCAGCAGCAGCAGAGAAGGGAGGCCGCGAGGAGGACGGGUUUGUUUGGGGUUGCAGAGCUCACCUGUCCGGAAGGAUUUCAGGAAGCUCAGGAAAAAUCACUACAAGAAGCAGAACGAUUAGUACAAAAAGCAUGUGUUACACCUCCUGGAAAAGAGAUAGUAAUGAUCUUUGAUCAGCUCUCUGAUGCCUUGUGUCGUGUAGCAGAUCUGGCAGAUUUUGUAAAAAUUGCUCAUCCUGAUCCUGCUUUCAGAGAGGCUGCUGAGGAAGCCUGCAGAAGCAUUGGUACUAUGGUAGAAAAAUUAAAUACAGAUGUAGAUUUGUGUCAAAGUCUGAGAAAAUUGUUGGCUGAUAAAGAUGUUAUGCGUUCCCUUGAUCCAGAAACAAGGCGUGUGGCAGAACUUUUCAUGUUUGAUUUUGAGAUCAGUGGUAUUCACUUGGAUGAAGAAAAGCGUAGGAGGGCAGUAAACCUCAAUGUCAGAAUACUGGAUUUAUGUAAUGAAUUUCUCAUUGGUUCUCACCUUCCUAACAAGAUUGACAAGCAUAUUUUACCUCAACAUAUUCGCCAUAACUUUGUAAUUGAAGGCAGUUAUGCCCAGAUCAGCGGUCUCAAUGCAGAUAGUCCCGAUGAUCUGGUACGUGAAAUUGCCUACAAGGUUUUUCUCUACCCAAAUUCUCAACAAUUGAACUGUUUAAAGGAACUGCUUACCAGCAGAAACCUUCUGGCCCAAUUAGUUGGAUAUGAUACUUUUGCUCAUCGGGCUCUUCAAGGAACGAUGGCCCAAACCCCAGAAAGAGUGAUGCAGUUUCUUGUAAAGCUUUCAGAUAAGUUAUUCAGUCGAACUCAAAAGGAUUUUGAAAUGAUGGAAAGCAUGAAAAUGAAACUGAAUCCUAUCAAAUCAAAAUUGAUGCCCUGGGAUCAUCCAUACUAUAGUGGUGUCCUACGUGCUGAGAGAUAUAACAUUGAACCUAGCCUAUAUUGUCCCUUUUUCUCUCUUGGAGCAUGCAUGGAAGGACUGAACAUCUUAUUCAAUAAACUCUUAGGAAUCUCUCUUUAUGCUGAACAGCCUGAGAAGGGAGAGCUGUGGUGUGAAGAUGUUCGCAAACUGGCAGUUGUCCAUGAACAAGAUGGUUUAUUGGGGUAUAUCUACUGUGAUUUCUUUCAAAGACCAGGCAAGCCUCAUCAGGAUUGUCACUUUACGAUACGUGGAGGCAGACUAAGAGAAAAUGGAGAAUAUCAAACCCCUGUUGUUGUGCUUAUGCUAAGUUUGCCCCAUUCUAGUAGCAGUUCACCAACAUUGUUAACUCCUGGAAUGAUGGAGAAUCUUUUCCAUGAAAUGGGCCAUGCUAUGCAUUCUAUGCUGGGAAGAACUCGAUACCAACACGUGACUGGGACAAGAUGUUCUACUGACUUUGCUGAAGUUCCCUCUAUAUUGAUGGAGUACUUUGCGAAUGACUAUCGAGUAGUAAAUCAAUUUGCAAGACACUAUAAAACAGGUCAGCCACUGCCCAAAAACAUGGUGUCAAGACUCUGUGAAUCUAAAAAGGUUUGUGCUGCUGCUGAUAUGCAGCUACAGGUCUUUUAUGCUGUUUUGGACCAAAUAUACCAUGGGAAACAUCCUUUAGAGAAGACAACCACAGAUAUUUUAAAAGAAAUGCAAGAGAAAUUUUAUGGAUUGCCAUAUGUUCCCAAUACUGCCUGGCAACUCAAAUUCAGCCAUCUUGUGGGUUAUGGUGCCAAAUAUUACUCCUACCUCAUGUCAAGGGCUGUGGCCUCCAUGGUAUGGAAAAAGUGUUUUGUGCAGGAUCCAUUCAACAGAGCAAUGGGUGACCAUUAUCGCAGAGAAAUGCUGGCACAUGGUGGUGGAAAAGAGCCCAUACUCAUGGUUCAAGGUAUGCUUCAGAAGUGUCCAACACUGGAAGACUUUGUGGAUGCCCUUGUUUCAGAUUUAGAUCAAGACUUUGAAACAUUCUUUAUGGAUUCUGAAUAACAAAAGAAGUUCUGGUGAUGGUUUUAAAAACAACAACAAAAUAUCAUCAAUAGUGUACCUAGGACAUCUAUGGACUGCAUUGCCAAAUCUUGAUAAACAAAUGUGAAAAUGCUUGUAUAAAGGAAAGGUUUUACCUGGAGAGUAAAAUGUUUGUUUUACUACAAAAA
This is a messenger RNA of Sceloporus undulatus (fence lizard), 2394 nucleotides long. It is a transcript of the gene MIPEP, whose product is annotated as mitochondrial intermediate peptidase. Gene Ontology annotation, biological process: peptide metabolic process. NCBI's taxonomy places the organism in Eukaryota, Metazoa, Chordata, Lepidosauria, Squamata, Phrynosomatidae. The record is from RefSeq and is a predicted model, not a curated record. Bases 83 to 2227 code for a protein of 714 amino acids. Gene Ontology annotation, molecular function: metalloendopeptidase activity. The transcript has 19 exons. Gene Ontology annotation, cellular component: mitochondrion.